This is a messenger RNA of Coccinella septempunctata (seven-spotted ladybird), 1569 nucleotides long. RefSeq lists its product as uncharacterized. Lineage: Eukaryota; Metazoa; Arthropoda; Insecta; Coleoptera; Coccinellidae. Bases 1 to 1569 code for a protein of 522 amino acids. The record is from RefSeq and is a predicted model, not a curated record. The transcript has a single exon.
AUGCGUUUAUAUUCCGCCUAUAGGGAUAGGUUGGCUUUGUCGGUCUUCCCUGAGAGAUUGGUUGAGAUUGUUGAUGGUAAUCGAGAUGAGAUGUUUGUGGUGUGCGGUGAUUUCAACCUUCCAGGCAUCAAGUGGGAUGUUGAUGAGCUGAAUUCUUGUUACGAACCAAAAAAUUUUAGGGAUCCCAGUGCGAGCUUGUUUGUCGAUUCGAUGUCCUUGUCAGGAUUGACUCAGUUCAAUGGCUUCGCCGGUGUCUCGGGCAAUGUUCUCGAUCUGGUUCUCAGUAAUAAUUACUUGAUAGAAGGCUUGAAAGUUUCUGAUCACCCCCUGAUGCCAGAGGACCCUUGUCACAAUACUCUUGAGUUUUUAAUUAGAGCCCCGAUAUGUUCCAGGAAGAAUAUGGGAAAUUCUAGAGGACGUAAUUUCAAUAUGGCCAACUACGAUGCACUUAAUGAAGCAUUGGGUUCUGUCGAUUGGGGUGCCGAACUUUCCUUUUUGAGUGUUGACCAAUCCGUAGACAGAUUUUAUCAGAUUAUCGACGGUCUUCUGGAUAGUUUCGUUCCACUAUUGCCCAGAUACUGCAGAAAAUAUCCAUCUUGGUUUUCACUCUCUUCUGUGAGGGCCGUCAGAGAAAAGACUAAGUUCCAUAAGCGUUGGAAAAAAUAUGGUAAUGAUAUAGAUUAUUCAACCUACAGACUUCUCAGAGGGCGGACUGAAUUUCUUAUAGAACAAGAUUACAGAAAGUUCAUUGAGAGUAUGGAAAUUAACUUGAAGCUUAACCCAAAGUCGUUUUGGCGUUACGUGAGAGCCAAGAGGAACUCUCCUUGUGUGCCCGACUGUAUAAGGACUCCGGGUGGUAUUGUGGCUGAUCGUCAGAUAAUUUGUGAUCUUUUUUCGGAGUACUUUGGAUCUGUAUUCUUGCCUUCCAGUGUUGGAAACUUGGCUGAGUAUCCUGAGGCACCUUUACAUGUGGGAAGCUACACCAUAAGCCGUGACAAGAUAAAAGAGAAGAUCAUGGAGAUGAAGAAUGUGGGUCCCGGUCCUGAUGGGAUUCCCCCUUCAUUUUUGAAGAGCUGCCUGGAACGCUUGGUUGAGCCUUUAUUUAUCCUCUUCAACAGAUCUUUAAUGGAGGGCUGCUUUCCUGAAAGAUGGAAGUUCUCCAAAGUGGUACCCGUUUUCAAAUCUGGCGACAAAAAUCUCCUGGAAAAAUAUAGACCCAUCUCUAAGCUUUGUGUGAUUGGGAAGCUCUUCGAGGGAAUCGUGACAGACUUCUUAUUUUUCGAUGUUAAGAACAUAUUGAACACUGAACAGCAUGGAUUUGUGAAAAAACGCUCCGUUGAUACUAAUCUGUUCACUUUUGUGGUAUAUGUGCUGGGUAGUAUGGACUCUGGAUAUGCUGUUGACUCUGUCUAUACAGACUUCAGUAAGGCUUUUGAUAAAAUUGAUCAUUCAAUAAUUAUUUCCAAGCUUGCUGAUGUGGGUGUGCAUGGAAGCCUUCUAAGAUGGUUGGACUCUUACCUCAGGAAUAGGUCUCAGAGAGUAGUGUUGAGCCAAUACUGUUCCGAGUAG